GGCCCUAUGCUGCACGUGGCAUCAUCCCUCAUUGCGGCGGUGGUGUGUACCACUUGCCACAUGCCCUUCGACGUGGUGCUCACCAUGUACCAAAGCGCCCAGAGCCUGGGCGGCGCCUUUGCGCGCUACGGCGCAACAGGGCCCCAGGCCUGUGCUGCGCUGCUGAUUCGGGAGUCGGGGCCCGGAAUUCUUUUCCGUGGCUGGGUGCCCGCCUUCCUUCGACUAGCGCCUGUGUGCGUUUUCUCCUUCGGGCUCUACGAGCAGCUGAGGCAGCUGGUUGGCAUCGGGUACUUGGACUGAGAACUGGC
This is a messenger RNA of Effrenium voratum, 308 nucleotides long. The record is from the annotation of a GenBank genome assembly. Lineage: Eukaryota; Dinophyceae; Suessiales; Symbiodiniaceae.